This is a messenger RNA of Dendrobium catenatum, 2692 nucleotides long. Its product is annotated as DNA polymerase alpha subunit B. NCBI's taxonomy places the organism in Eukaryota, Viridiplantae, Streptophyta, Magnoliopsida, Asparagales, Orchidaceae. Bases 435 to 2291 code for a protein of 618 amino acids. Gene Ontology annotation, biological process: DNA replication; DNA replication initiation. Gene Ontology annotation, cellular component: alpha DNA polymerase:primase complex. Gene Ontology annotation, molecular function: DNA binding. The record is from RefSeq and is a predicted model, not a curated record. The transcript is spliced from 18 exons.
CGCAGGGUCUCGUAGUAGCGCGCACAUGGGUGAUGGGCCUACUUCAAUUCUCUUUCACUCUUCCCGCCAUUUGUCUUCAUCUUCCAUCCAAGUCGAGCAGCCACAAAACCCUAGGACGGGAGCUCGUUGCCGCGCGAAGAAGGUCUAGGGUUUGGUUUUCCUCGUGGCUAUUUCUUCGUUCGUGCUUCGGAUUCGCAUGCUUCGCGUGAAGUGGCGCUUUGAAAGAGUCGCUGAUGAUGCUUCUUCAUCUCCUUCGACGAUGUCGGGUCGGUAGUCGCGACUGGAACUCGCCGCGAAGGAUUUAGGCAAAAUCAUGCUAAAAUCCGGCAUUCUGCAGGAUUUAAAGGUGUCAUUUUCGCUGUUUGGCAGGAUCUAGGCUGAAUCCUGCUUAAAACCUGCUCAAAUCCAGUUACCAAACAACCCCUAAUUCCGACAUGGAUACAGAGAUCAAAGCUGAGUUCGAGAAGGGCGGCUUCUCUAUGGUCGAGGAGGACGAGAUCCUUCAGAAAUGUCUCACGUACUGUAUAAAUUAUAAACUCAGCCCGGCGGAUCUUGUUGAGAACUGGGAGAUAUACUAUCUCAACAGGCAAUUAAAUGGUUUAAGGAUAGAGACCUCUUACAUGGAUGGGUUUUUGUCACAUCUUCAACAUGACCAGAAGGAAAGAAUUAUCAAGGAGGAACCUAAUUUACAUAUCUAUUCGAGCAAUGAUAUUGAUAUGUUACACGGUGAAGAACAAGAUAGCAUCAAGGAAGGGUUGCUUAACACACCAAACCAUUUUUAUGAGAGGCAGAAUUUGGAGUCAAAUGCAGCUUCAACACCAGCUACAAGUGAAAAAUCUUCAUCUACAAUGAAAUUAAACCUAAAUAGCCGUAUAACUCCUUUUGGGCAAAGGACGAACAAGUUUGUAUCACAGUUUACUUUAAAUGAUCAGUUAAUUGGGCAGUCAUUGAACAGUAAAGAGUCUCAAAACAUGGAUGAUGACGUAAUUAGAAGAAUUCAGCCUGGUGAAAGGUGCUCCUUGCAUAUUCAGUGUUCACUGCCAGAACCAGGUUGCAGGUUCAUGUAUGAUAAAAUAGAGGACCGGUUUAACUCCCUUGAAUAUCGCAUCAAAAGACAUAGUAGUGCGUUUUUGACGUCUGGACUGUAUGGAGAGCCAAACGAUGCUACCUUGGCUUCACAGAAAAAUAUAUUUGCAGUUGGAAUGAUUUGCUGUGAUGGAGAAGGUCGGUUGAAUGAGAAGUCAAUAAUGCUACAAGGAAGCGUUGAGCAUUCAGGUGGGCAGAGUGUUCGGGUCGACCUUCAAAAGUUACAUCAGUUUUCCUUGUUUCCCGGCCAGGUGAUUGGUAUUGAAGGCCAUAAUCCUAGUGGACACUGCUUGUUGGUAUCUAAGGUCAUUGAAAAUUUGCCGUUGGCUCCUGAUGUUGGUUUGCCUCCUGCUAAGAAGCAAGCCAUGGACCAUGAACAAAAAGGUUUCCCAAGCAUAACGUCAAGAGUUCUAUCUGUGGUCCUUGCAACUGGUCCCUUCACAACAACUGAUAAUAUGCUGUUUGAACCAUUCAAAGAAUUGCUGUCCUAUGCUACCAGAAAACAACCACAGUUGCUAAUUUUGAUGGGACCAUUUAUUGACUCUGAGCAUCCGGAGAUCAAAAAGGGUACAGUAGAUAGGACCUUUGAUGAAAUUUUCCAUGUUGAAAUCCUCAGAAGGUUGCAGGAUUACACUCAGUAUAUGGGUUCUGCUGUUCGUGUUAUUCUUGUGCCAUCCAUACGUGAUGCUAACCAUGACUUUGUUUUUCCACAGUCUGCCUUCGAUAUUGAAAUUUCGGAUGACACAAAACAUCAGAUAUCUGGCCUUGCAAAUCCAUGCCUUUUCAGCACAAAUGAGAUCAUGUUUGGCUGCUGUACUGUUGAUAUUGUAAAGCAGCUUAGCAGCGAGGAGUUAUCUCGAAAUUCAAUUGAUGUUUCAGGUGAUCGUAUAAGGCGACUAGCAAUGCAUUUACUGAACCAACACAGCUUCUACCCUCUAUAUCCACCUUCAACAAGUGUUCCCCUGGAUCUAUCACUUGCACCAGAAGCCAUGGAAAUCCCUUGCACUCCUGAUGUCCUAUUGCUUCCCUCUGAUCUUGCUCCAUUUAUCAAGGUGUUAAACUAUGACAGCAGUGGCGAGGAAACCGUUAGCUGCAUGUGUAUUAACCCAGGAAGACUUGCUAAGGGUAUUGGAGGGGGUACUUUUGUAGAGCUUAAUUAUAAUGAAGAUUCAAACAACUCAUAUGCAUCCAUAAUUCGUAUUUAGUCUUUGUUUGGGACGGCUUUAAUAACUUUUUAGUAUAAAAAUUAAAAUUUUCGUAUUUAAAAAACUGCUUUAAGAAGCAGUAUGAAAGCUGUCCCAAACUAGGCCUUAAAUCUUUACUUUGGUGAUAAUACUUGCUAACGGUUGCAGCACCAUCUUGGAUAGAUACAGUUCUGUUCAGUCAGCUUGAGAAGUGAACAUUUUUCUAGGGUUGAGUAAGUGUUUUCUUUUACUAAUUUUUUUUUAUUUUUUUUAAUUGAUAGUUCCUCUGAAGCAGAAACAUUGUGAGGAUGCAAUGAGAAAUGAUUUAUAUUAGAUACAAUUAGUAAUCUCCAAGCUCUCAACAUUGUAUGUAAUUACUAUAAGCUGUUUCAUUUUCGUUUGGAAAAACUUUCUUAUUACUU